GGACAGGGAAGAUGUCCUUCUUCUUCCCCCAACCACUUCUCUCCAACUGGUAUUAUUAUCUUUUGUGAGUGAUUGUCUCUCACGUUCAGCCUCAAUUUCGACUAUUGCAUCUUGCGAGUGUGCGAAUUGAACUAGGUCAACUGCGCAAGAAUCAGUCAUUGUGUGGACAAUCAGGCAUUGGUCAAUAUCCUCUAGUUUAAUAAUAUCUCUCAAACAACCGAGACAACUUCCGUGUACACAAUGGCUCUUCACAAUCCCAACAACUGGCACUGGGUUAAUAAGGAUGUUGCCCCUUGGACAAAGACAUAUCUUCAGGAUACCCUGUCCAAGAUCUCCGCCGAAGAAGAUGGAGUUUCCGCCAAGGUUGAGAAAGUGCUCAGUAUGGAUGGCGACGUAGAUGUCAGCCAACGUAAAGGAAAGGUUAUUACUCUUUAUGAUGUGAAAUUGCAGCUAGAAUACGAAGGUAAAACUAAGGAUGAUGAGACCGUGACCGGCACAAUCACCAUUCCCGAAGUCGCUCAUGAUACCGAAGAGGAUGAGUUUGUCUUCGAAAUCAGCGUCUACUCAGAGUCGUCAUCAAAGCAGCCCGUAAAGGAUCUGGUUCGGUCCAAGAUUGUCCCUCAAAUUCGCACGGCGCUUGCAAAACUUCCCAAGGUCCUAGUGGAGGAACACGGCAAAGAUAUUCAGCACGCCCCCGGUUCAAACCCAUCCAGCGGAUUUGCUACCCCGACAUAUCACUCACACAAAUCACCCAGUCCAGCGGCUGGCACUCCCAAGACAACCACCACAUCCACAGGCAAAGUCGCCGUCAACACGACCACCGUCACAGCCUCGGACGAAUUCCGAACCACAGCGGAAGAAAUGUACACCACAUUCACUGACCCUCAACGCAUUGCAGCAUUCACGCGAGGACCUCCACGUCAAUUCGAAGGUGCCAAAAUCGGCGGCAAAUUCGCCAUCUUUGACGGCAACGUGACCGGUGAAUACAUUACGCUGGAACCAUCGAAGCGAGUGGUCCAGAAAUGGCGCUUGGCUCAAUGGCCCGAGGGUCAUUUCAGUACACAGGAAAUCGUCUUUGAUCAGAACGAUGUGGACCGUGUGACCGUUAUGCGCGUUACCUGGACCGGUGUGCCGAUUGGUCAGGAGGAGGUUGUUCAGCGCAAUUGGGAAGGAUAUUAUGUUCGCAGUAUUAAGCAGACCUUCGGGUUUGGCACGAUACUCUGAUCAGAUUCUCAAAUUUUUCCAGUCCUAGUUCAGAAAAAUCUAUCUAUCAUCAGUCGUCAGCAUUCAUUUCUUGCAACAGAUGGAAACUCGAGGUCGUCCCUUGUGAGCAUGAACUUGGAGGAUGAGUGUUGACGGGGCUGAUUAUAUAGUUUAUGUGGCUUAUGAGCAAAUGAUAAAUGAAAUAGAAAUAAACAUCAUAUCAAUCUC
Messenger RNA from Talaromyces stipitatus ATCC 10500, 1431 nucleotides. RefSeq names its product Aha1 domain family. The coding region runs from base 241 to 1224 and encodes 327 amino acids. Gene Ontology annotation, cellular component: cytosol. The transcript has 5 exons. The record is from RefSeq and is a predicted model, not a curated record. Gene Ontology annotation, molecular function: protein-folding chaperone binding; ATPase activator activity. Gene Ontology annotation, biological process: protein folding; positive regulation of ATP-dependent activity. Lineage: Eukaryota; Fungi; Ascomycota; Eurotiomycetes; Eurotiales; Trichocomaceae.